Molecule: messenger RNA, 1242 nt
Organism: Micromonas commoda
Lineage: Eukaryota; Viridiplantae; Chlorophyta; Mamiellophyceae; Mamiellales; Mamiellaceae
Exons: 1
Coding region: 1-1242 (413 amino acids)
Source: RefSeq, a predicted model, not a curated record
AUGUCGGCAUCCGAGUCCCCCGCAGAGAAGUGCUCCGCGGGACACGAUAUGAGCCUCCGGCCCAAGAAACGCGCCGCCAAGGAUGAGGAGGACAGCAAGGAGGAUGUCCAGGGUAGGAAGGCGGCGAAGGGCUCGUGCCACUGCUGUGGGGGCAUGCUGAAACGAAACCCCGAUUUCGCCAAGGUGUGCGGGACUUGCGGCGCCAGGUUCCACACCUACGACUGCGGCAACAGGCGCGGCGACGUGGGUUUCAGAGAUUACAGCAAUUGUCUUAGGGUGAGUCACAUCUCCGCUCGAAUCCGCCGUGGCUCCCGUCCGGGAACGGGCGCGCCCCACCAGCCGAUCCAAAAGAGAUGCCUUCUAAGAGAGGGCUGUUUUCAUUGGGUGACGCGUCGAAAAAAAUCCCCCGGUCUGCCAAUUCCUCCCCGCCCCCGCCGAGAAAAAAAAACUGGCACUCACCCAGCCCCCUUUCGCCCUCUCCGCUCCCCGAAACAGUGCUUCAAGAUGUGCGCGUGCGUCGACGGGCCGGUGGUUUGCCACGUCACGGCACUGCGCCAGUCCCGCCAGGCGAAACGCUCGCACGCGGGCUCCGUCUGCCUCGCCGGGCCCACGUCUGGGCCUUUCGGCGCGGAUCCCUCGUCUAAAUCCGGGUCUUUCGACCUGGACCCCGCGUCCGAGUCCGGGUCUUUCGACUUGGGAAAGGAAACGCCGUCGCUUCACGCCGUCGCCCCUCUUGGCAGCGACUACUUCGACGAACCCGACGAGGCGUUCGGGUGCGAGGAGGAUGACGCGUACGGCUUCGACGCGGGCUGCGUCCGACCUGCACCCGCCGACGAUGUUAAUCCCGUCCGGGUCGCCGCCGCGGUGUCGAAGAACCCGGCAACGACCCAGGGCGUCGCCGGCGCGGCGGGCGGGUUCGUGAAGUACGUGAGGCACGAGUGGCUCCCCGUGGAUCUAGGUGUGGAGAACGAGGCGCUCAGGCGCGAGGUGGAGGAGCUGCGGCGGGAGGAGGAAUACCUCCGGACGCAGCUUCGGUUGGCCAGGCGGGAGGCAAAGUCCAUGGUCCGGGCGAAGACUCUCAGCGAUAUCAGCGACAUGGUCAGGAAGGAGCGGGAGGGAGGCGACCGGCCAAAUAAUUUGUUGCCGGCAACCGUCGCCGAAAUCACGGACAAUGCGUGGACAACGGAAAUGACCAAGACGUACAAGGAGCAGGCGGACUGGGCAGGCCUGGUUAAAUCGUAG